CCAAAGUCCAUCCAGCAGCAACAGCAUCUCACUUGGGGCUUUCCCUUCACCACGCGGUCGCUUAUUAUAAGCCACGUACUAAGGCCUUGGCCUGCACAGGAGGCUUAUUGCCUUACUAAGCUCUAUUUAGCCAGGGUGCCAUCCCUACCGUCUGGAGUCCAUUACACGUCGCCAACAGAUUAGCUACCUAAUAUAAUCCCACUUCACCAUGGAGUCGUCUCGCGGCCCUCCCAGGGUCAAAAACAAGGCCGCCGCGCCUAUCCAGAUCUCAGCGGAGCAGUUGCUCCGCGAGGCUGUUGACCGGCAGGAACCCUCGUUGCAGGCGCCGACGCAACGAUUUGCUGACCUCGAAGAAUUGCACGAGUACCAGGGUCGCAAGAGAAAGGAGUUCGAGGAUUAUGUUCGCCGGAACAGGAUUAAUAUGAACAACUGGAUGCGCUAUGCAACAUGGGAACUUGAACAGAAGGAAUUCCGCCGGGCGCGUUCGAUCUUCGAGCGAGCCUUGGACGUUAAUCCAACCUCGAUACCGCUGUGGAUCCGAUACAUCGAAGCAGAGAUGAAGAACAGGAACAUCAACCAUGCGAGGAACUUGCUUGACCGUGCUGUGUCGAUUUUGCCCCGUGUCGAUAAGCUGUGGUACAAGUAUGUCUAUAUGGAAGAGACUUUGGGAAAUAUUCCUGGUACACGGCAGGUCUAUGAGCGGUGGAUGUCGUGGGAGCCGGAUGAGGGGGCCUGGAGUGCGUAUAUCAAGCUCGAGAAACGGUAUGGUGAGUUUGAGAGGGCACGCAAUAUCUUCCAGCGAUUCACAAUUGUUCAUCCCGAACCGAGGAACUGGAUCAAGUGGGCUCGAUUCGAGGAGGAGUAUGGGACCAGUGAUUUGGUGAGAGAGGUCUACGGUAUGGGAGUUGAAGCGUUGGGUGAGGACUUCAUGGAUGAGAAGCUCUUCAUCGCCUAUGCCAAGUUCGAGGCGAAGAUGAAGGAAUAUGAACGUGCACGUGCUAUCUAUAAGUAUGCUCUGGACCGUCUUCCUCGUUCCAAGUCCAUGACCUUGCACAAAGCGUAUACAACAUUUGAAAAGCAAUUUGGUGAUCGAGAAGGUGUCGAGGACGUUAUUCUCCAUAAACGCCGAGUCCAAUACGAGGAGCAGCUUAAGGAAAAUCCUCGGAACUACGAUAUCUGGUUCGACUUUACUCGCCUCGAGGAAACCUCCGGUGACCCUGAGAGGGUACGUGAUACCUAUGAACGAGCCAUUGCACAGAUCCCGCCUUCACAGGAGAAACGGCACUGGAGACGUUACAUUUACCUCUGGAUAUUCUACGCCAUCUGGGAGGAAAUAGAAGCAAAAGAUGUUGAACGUGCCCGCCAGAUCUAUAAUGAGUGUUUGAAGCUCAUACCCCACAAAAAGUUUACAUUCGCCAAGAUAUGGCUCAUGAAGGCUCAGUUCGAAAUUCGUCAGAUGGAGCUUCAAACAGCCCGGAAGACAUUGGGUCAGGCAAUUGGCAUGUGCCCCAAGGACAAGAUUUUCAGAGGCUAUAUCGAUCUCGAGCGCCAGCUUUUCGAGUUCGUACGGUGCCGGACACUGUUCGAGAAGCAGAUCGAGUGGAACCCAUCCAACAGUCAGUCCUGGAUUCAGUUCGCAGAGCUGGAACGCGGUCUGGAUGACACUGAGCGUGCGCGAGCCAUCUUUGAACUGGGAAUUGAUCAGCCGACUCUAGAUAUGCCCGAGCUGGUAUGGAAGUCGUACAUCGAUUUUGAAGAAUAUGAAGGCGAGUACGACAGAGUCCGUCAACUCUACGAACGACUCCUGGAAAAGACCGACCAUGUCAAGGUGUGGAUCAACUACGCCCGGUUCGAGAUCAACGUGCCGGAGGAUGAAGAAGAGGGAGAGGAAGAGGAAGAGGAAGAACGACCCAUCAGCGACGAUGCCAAACGGCGGGCUCGCGCGGUCUUCACUCGUGCACACAAAGUAUUCAAAGACAAGGAGCUCAAAGAAGAGCGUGUGGAGCUCCUCAAUGCUUGGCGAUCAUUCGAACAUACACACGGAUCCCCUGAGGACAUUGACGAGAUCGAGAAGCAGAUGCCGCGCCGCGUCAAGAAGCGCCGCAAGUUGGACGACGACCGGUACGAAGAAUACAUGGACUAUGUAUUCCCGGCCGACGAUCAAUCCGCGGCGAACCUGUCAAAGCUGCUGCAAAGAGCACACGCCUGGAAGCAGCAGCAAGCGUAAUACACUAGAUACCCGCCAAAAUGUUAAAAGAGCUGUGUUCUGUGUGGGCUAUUGGUACAUACCAUGGGAUGAUUCGUCAAUGCGUUUUAUAUUGAAAUCGGGUAGGAUUAAUCCAAUUAAGAUAAUGAUCAUGAAUAGCCUUGCAUAUUAUCCACAAUUG
Molecule: messenger RNA, 2387 nt
Organism: Aspergillus alliaceus
Lineage: Eukaryota; Fungi; Ascomycota; Eurotiomycetes; Eurotiales; Aspergillaceae
Gene: clf1
Product: putative cell cycle control protein (Cwf4)
Exons: 2
Coding region: 209-2227 (672 amino acids)
Biological process (GO): spliceosomal complex assembly; mRNA splicing, via spliceosome
Cellular component (GO): U2-type catalytic step 2 spliceosome; precatalytic spliceosome; Prp19 complex
Molecular function (GO): protein binding
Source: RefSeq, a predicted model, not a curated record